AUGAAGUCGUUCUUCCGAGGAAACUCCUGGUCCUCCUCCGAGGUCGCGCUUCCGAAGGCGAUGAAUACCAGCGUGCCGCCGGAGUGGUGGACUCGGAGCCAUCACCACGGCGACCGCACUGGAGCCGCCGCCGGAAGAGGAGAUCACAUUCGCGGCGCAUUGCUUGUGGCGAGCCUGGUAUGUGGAAUUGUAGGCGUUUCUUUGCUGAUUGCCUCUGCUUUUAUCUACAUCUUUAAAUUCAAGAAGCACAGAUCAUCGCCGUCCUCGCUCUCACUCUCUGAUUCUACUAACAUUGUUAUCAACAAGUAA
Molecule: messenger RNA, 309 nt
Organism: Momordica charantia (bitter melon)
Lineage: Eukaryota; Viridiplantae; Streptophyta; Magnoliopsida; Cucurbitales; Cucurbitaceae
Product: GATA zinc finger protein
Source: RefSeq, a predicted model, not a curated record